Molecule: messenger RNA, 13168 nt
Organism: Linum trigynum
Lineage: Eukaryota; Viridiplantae; Streptophyta; Magnoliopsida; Malpighiales; Linaceae
Source: the annotation of a GenBank genome assembly
UUUAGAUAUUUAUCACAAGUUCGUAUCAUUUUUUUUUUUUUUGAAAUGGAUGAUCACUAAGAUAACUACUAGGCAAGGCCCAAAAAGGAAAUGUACAAGCGAACAAUGUAACAGGAUUGAAAGAAAAUCCCAAACAACUAGGCCGAAGACAAUCCCAGCAAUCCAAUAGGGCCCGGGCCCAGGACCAAACAAGAGUGAGCCCUUCCCCAACCCUAUCUACACGCUCCCCCUCUGUUUUCCUACCACCGCCGUGGCCGACGACCGCCACUGCACCCAUCCAAGCACCGCCACCCACAGAAGAGCGCCACCGCCAGCCAUGUACAGUUUGGGCACCCACCAAACCCGAAAGGCAAGAAGAGGAGGGAAGUGCCUCCGACCAUCCCACCCCGAGCCGGUCACUACGCACAUUCCGCCGUCAUAGCCAAGGAGAACCAACCGAGCAACCGGACAGUCGGUGGAGGAGACAGAGAGUUAGAAUACAUUAGUCUUCAAGCUCUCCCAACCGGAUCCACGCCAAGGGCUGCAUCUCUGAAUCGCCAAGAUCUGCAAGGCAAAACAAGGAGGUAGACCAAAGGAGAAGAGAGGAGAGGAGAAGACAAGCCGGAUCCUAAUCAGAUCCGACCUCCAUCGCAUCUUGAACCAAGAAACCAUCUCCAGAUCUCGAAACCAAAUUGGAGGACAAAAACUUCAACCCACACGCGGGGGGCAAAAGAUCUCUCCAAAGGAGGAAGAAAACAUACUACAACAGGGGAAAGAAAGGGCCUUUGCAUGGCCAGAAAAGCUAAAACGGAGAAGGAAAAAGAAAUGCCAAAACACUAGACAUGGAAGGCGCACAAAGGAAAGCAAGGGGAAAAAAUAACUUGGGCUAGGCCACCGCCGCUCACAUGGGAGCCGACGGUGACCCUUGAUGAAGAAUGAAAAGGGAAAAGUUAGAGAGAAGGCAUAUAAUUUUGAAAUAGAGAGAGAAGGGUUAUUUUUCUAGGUAACAUUCCACAAGUUCAUAUCAUGAUGGUAAUGUUUGGUAGUACAUACAAUUAUACCAUGGUGGUAUGAAUAUAAGAUAGUGUAGAAUGGUUGAUUAUAUGAUAGUAGGAAUGUAUUGUCAUUUGCAACCUUUCAUCACGGUCUACCACCACUUACCACCUUAUGCUAGGGUGGUACAAGCAUAGCAUAGCUAGGAUUUCAACUAAGAUAGGUCCAUUUGAAAAAAAAAUAUACUUGAUAAAAUAGUUUUUUAACUAUUCUAAUCAACCAUUCUCAAUUAGAAGCACUCUAUUUUAAUUACCUAUUAAACGUAAUUUUUUAAUUUACUUCUUGGUCACCACCCUAUUACACUCUCUCCUUCUCCCAUGGUGCAAAAUUUGUUGUUGAUAUUGAAUAAGUGCACUAUUCAUUUUGAGUGAAUCAUAUAUGCACACUUGUCACUAAUAUGUAACUCAUUACAAUUUUUUUGAAUAUGUCAGUACAAAAUAUGUAAAUCAUACACCAAAUAUUUAUAAAGUUAACCAUUCUCAAUUAUAUAUAACCAUUCUCAAUUAUAUAUGCCCUAAUUAUAAUUAAUAAUUAAAUAUUAUACCUAAUUUACUUAUUUUUCUCCCGAAUCAAGGUGGACUCCGGGACCUACUCUAUAUACUCUGCCUCCAUACUUGGGUAUAUUUGAUCCUAAAUUCUUUUCUCCAAAAUUUGUAGAUUAAAUAGAUCACGAUAAACUCGUCCCUUCUGAAAUUUCUUUUCAAAUUUUGAUUGAAAACGAAGGUGGUACCAAGUGGUACCAAGUGGUACGAAAAAUAAUUUCUCCAACUAUAUUAAAAAUGUAUAUAAUUUAUUAGAUGAUUACGAACUUGCUCCGUCUGUGCAAUUUUUUUGAAAUCCAAGUUAAAACAAAGUAGAUAAAAAUUGAUUAAAAAAGUAGGAAAUGUUCAUUUAGUCUCACCCCUUAGAUUUGACCCGCUUGAUAAAAAGCCCAGAUCUAGUCAUACAAGUAUGCAUAACCAAAAAUUAUGCACUCUAUCUUAAAAACUUGUAAUUGUUCUAAACUAAUAAUUUAAGGGAAAAGAUGAUCCAUCCUCUUCAUUUAACUCAAAAUAAUAAUAAUAAAUUUUGUAGAACACGAUGUCUUUAUGAUAUAAUCGUGAGUCGAUAUAAUCGUGAUACUAUGAUCCAUCCUCUUUAUUUUAACUCAAAAUAAUAAUAUAAAAUUGUGUAGAAAUAACGCAUUUAUUAAGAUUUACACAUUGAUAUCCUUUUUGUUAUGGUUUGUCAAGCAUAAGAUCUAAUAUUAAUAUCGUAUCACUGUCAAAUGAUGAUAUUAUAAUCAUACCAUAGUAAUGAUAUCAUUAUAGGACAGUGAUAUGAUGUAAUCAAAUUAUUUUGUCAAACAAAAGAUCUCAUACUAUCAUAUGAGUGUCAUACCACCAUCACUAAUUAAGUUAUACACAAUUAUAUUUUGUCUCAUACUAAUAUCAUAGUGAUAAUAUCAUGAUAUGACACUAAUAUGAUGUUUUGUCAAACAUAAGAACUCAUACCAACAUCAUAUCGUUAUCAUACCAUUGUCAGUGGUAAUAUCGUGAUAUGACAGUGUUAUAAUUGUGUAUGAGUUUAUCAAAACAAUAAAUCUGGUUUUUCUUUGCAAUAUUUAUUUUAAAUCUGAUGUAAAAUGAAUGCGCUAUUGUCCAUUGAAUUUUUGUAUGAGAUUUGAAAAGUGACUUUACAAUGCCAUGGGAAUCCGUGCGCUCCAUCCAAAAUCCGGCAAGCUAUCCCCAAAAUCCGGUUAGCCUUCUCUCCUCCCUCAUACUUUCCUUUCUUACCCUUCUAUGAUAUGAACCAUUAGAUCUUAUCUUCCCAAAUUACGAUCAUUGGAUUAUAUUUUGUAGAGCUACAAAAUUAAUGGGUUUUGUACCCUAACCCAAGCUAUAAUUUAGUCCAUCAAUGUAGAGAGAUAACUAAAACCUCGUAUAGAUCCCGUGCAGGAAGUGCAAGGUAAUUGCUUGUUGUAAAAAAUGGACUAAAUUGCGGGAGCGGUUCAUGUGAAUAAAUUUGUGGGGCACAACCAUGUAUAACCUGCCACAUCAGUGUAAUCUCACCAUUUAUGAAAGGCUUUAAACUUUUUCCCUCUAAACUUUAACGAGCUGGAUCUCUUUCAUUUUAAGUUUAAAAAAAAUUCACAGAUAAAUAAGAUAAUUUGUGCUCUUCAAAAUCAUAUUCACUUUGAUAUAUUUUGGAAUAAAUGUUAUUAGGAACAUAUAAGCCUAUACAAUGGUUGAAAUACAUGUUAUUAGGAAUAUAUUAACUAUCAUUUACAACUUUUAAAAUUGUGUACCACAAGAUAUCACCCCUAUACCAGAGGAAGUGUCUAGAUGAAUGAAAUUACUUGAAAGCAUUGGCAACAACAACUCUCGAACUAUCUCUAGGUUAAAGCCACUACUUGGACAAGCUUGCUCGAGUGAAUUGAAAUUCGAAUUGAGCAUAUUUUUAAAUAUACCGUCACAAACAGAGGCGACUGGACCGGGAGAAGCUACGGUUACAAUGGCGUCAUCGAACUAGAAGGUUCAUUUGGGGACAUGUUACUGUGAUUACUAAGGGUAAAUUGGGUAUGAAAAAAUAAAUUGUAUUAAUAAUUUUUUUUUAGUAAAUUUCAUUUUAAGUAGUUACAAAAUUUUAUUAAUUACAAUUAUCUCUCUUUCUCUCACUUCCGUAUUCUCCAGCCCGAUCCUCUUUCCUUAUUUUUUUCAAUCUUUCAGCAAAAGAAAAAAACACGAAAUCACUACCAAUCCAUUAGACAACCACUACCACUUUGAAAAAUAUCAAUACCAUUGCAGAAAUAAAUCUAUAUCAUGACACGGAAACUACCAAUAUAAAUAAUCUAUUCCAAUGCAACAAAAUUAAUACCAAUGCGACAAAAAACAAUACCAUUGAGACGAGAGGGCCGAAGAUAAAAGGAUGGUAAGAGCUGUCGAUUGCUUUGACGACCUCCGCGGUCCCGUACUCGCCCAGGUAGCUUGUCCAUCGGCUCCUCCCUGCUUUUUGAUAUAUAUAUAUAUAGAGAGAGAGGGUCUUGGGAUGGGGUGGGGAGGAGGGGGGGGGGGGAAUGGAGGGUGGGGGUGGGUAAGAGCUGGGGGAGGGGAUGAUAGGUGGGAUGAGGGAAGGCGGCGGGAGGGUGGGGGAGGCGGAUGGCGGGAGGAGAGGGGAGGUGGGAGCGUGGAGAGGGUAGACGUAGGGUUGGGAAAGUAAGUUAUAAAUAUAGCUAAUAAUAUGGUGUGAUAAUAUUUUGCUUUCAAAACUAUUCUUAAUUUAAUAUUGACCGUCAUUUUAAAAUAUGAAAAAUUAGAUCUAAGGAAGGGUUUAGAUGUAGGUAGCCACGAUGGUUACUAAAAAACUAGUAUCCACCCUACCACAUUCCAGUUCCUUUGACUCAAUGAGAGUAGCGAGAGAAAGUAGCCAAAACUAAACUUACUCAAAUGUGUGACAAAACAUAAUGAAAAUGAAAUGUGGGUUGAUUAGGUGCUUUUAGAAGUCGGUUUCCUUAUUAGAGUCCUGGUUUUUAAUUCCAAUAAAGACUUUCAUAGAUGACUCGAUUUCGUUCUUGGAGAACUCUAUGUUACACUAAUUUGUCCAGUAAUUAAUCUCAUAUAAGAAAAUAUUUUACUUUGUUGAUAUUUUUAUUUAUUUAUACUACUCAAGUAAACAUGAAAAGAAUGUAACUUUGGGAGAUAUAUUAAUAAUCAUAAACAAUAUUCAUAAUAAAUUUUUGAAUUUUAAUAAUUAUCAUUAUCAAAUUCCAAUUGGCCAAUGAGUCCAGACAAAAUUAAAUGGAGUCUAAAAGAAAAUUAGCAAUGAUUUGUAAAAUAAAGUAUAGCAAGAUAAAUUUUGUAGGAGUUAGCUUAUUUGCAUUAUUGUAUGCGUGCAAUUUGGAUUUUCGGAUUCAUGUUUGACUCCGUUAGAAUGUUGAUUUUUUUUAGAUAUAUGUUCCUUUCUUAUAUUUCAGUAAUAUAAAAAGUGAAUUUUAUAUGGUACUAAUAAAAAUGUAUAUUACUUAAUACAAUUGGUAUUGUUUAUAUUAUUAACGAAAUGCAUCCGACCAACGGAUAGACCCAAAUCUAUCUAUCUAUCUAUCUAUCUAUCUAUCUAUCUAUCUAUCUAUCUAUCUAUACAUACAUAAUAUUAUGGCAAUUCAAAAUUAAAUUUUUGCCACAUAAGCACUUGGAGAGAUCUCAAGUUGUCAAGGUGGACAAUUUUUUACCAAAAAAAUAGUUAUUGACCUAUUUAUGGAGUUGUCUCUCUCUCUCUUCAUUUAAUAUUUAAUUCUCUUUUAUCCAAUAAUUAUUUUGCUUUUGUUUUUGCAUUAUAUCUAUAAAUAAUAUAUGGAGAGAAAGGUUAUCAAACCGGUUUAGCAAGUGGAAUGGUUUUAUCAGUGGUACAACCGAUUUGUGUCGUUUCAUGUCGGUUAAUAAAAUAUGUAGAAAUAUAAAUAAUUAUUAAUAUCAAAUGAAUUUAAUCAUAUAUAAACCAUAUUUGAAGACAAUUUACGUACAAUUCAUAUUGAUAUUUAAAUGAAAUAUGAUAUUUCAAAUAAAAUUACAUGUACUCAUACUUAAAUUCAUUAAAACUACGUAAUUUACUUAGAAAUUCGUAAUACGAUCAUAAUUUAAACAAACACACAACAAUAAUAAUAUUUUGUAGAUAAGGUCUGAAGAAACUUGAGCAAGAUAUAAUAGUUAUUUAUUAAAAAAGCUUCUUAUUCAUUAUGAUUAAGUGAAAACAUAUGAAUCGCAUGUGCAGUAUUUAUAAUGUAUCCUAAGUUCACAUUACUAAUAUUUUCUCUAGGUCAUGUUGAUUGAGCAAGCUCUAAUGAGGUCUUACAUCAUAUGCUAAGAAAUUUUCUUUUCAGACUUGGAAUUAUUUAUUGUUAAAGAUUAUAAAUUGAAGUUUCCAAAAUGACUUGAGUAUAAUAGUUGAUGAACUUUGACUUCAUAUUCUAAGAUGAGACAUGAGAUCACUUGAAAAAUGAAAUGCGUGAAAUUUAGAGAAAUCUUUGUUAAGGAUGUACGUUAAACGUCACAUUUCAUGCUAAGAAAAAUCUAAAUUCGAAGAUUGAGGUAAUAAAUAAACAUUAAUGUUUUACUUCGCAUAUAUAACAAAAAACAUUUAUAGUUACAAUAGUGUAAACCGAGCUAUUGGGUCAAAAGAAGAAUAUUUAAUAAAUAUGAGUUUAGUAAGAAAAUUGUAACAAGUCUAUAUACUUGUGAGUUUGUGAUCUCAUACCAAAUUUUGGCAAUAAUAAAAUAAAUUUAUAUCAUAUUCCACCCAAGGAGGCAGGAGCUGAGUUCAAAGGUAUUAAUUAGUGUUGAAAGUAAAAUAAACUCUCUGUAUAUAUAUGUUUAGAUAUUAACAAUAGAUGUGUCUUCAAUACAUCCAAUAAUUGAAAUACACGUGAAAAAGCCACAAUGUUUGUAUGAACUUUUAAAUUUUGCUACAAAAUAUUUUGUUAAAAAAUUAUAAGUUAAUUAUUCAAGGAAUACAUAAUUUUGAAUGCACCUGAAAUAUUUGUCGGUCGUAUACACACUUUACCAAUUACUAAUAUUAGUAAUGAAAUUUUUGUUCUAGAACAAACACCAAAUAUAAAGAAAUUUUAGUGAAUGGACAUUCAAAUAGUUGAAAAGUUAUACAUUGAAGGAACAUGUUGAGAUGAGAACCUUCGAUAGUGUAUAUGAAUCCUUGGAUUCAGUUUUUUUUUCUUAUCAAUCCUUGGAUUCAGAUUCUAAACGAACAUCUAGACAAAAGGCAUGAGUUGAGGGUUAGUACAAACUUAAAAUAUUAGCAUUUGUAAUAAGUUGCUAUACAAAGACUUCAUGAACAUCAACAAUAAAAAUGAGUGAGGUUUAGAGAAUUUAAUCAUUUUAAGGGAUACGAUGUGUGUCAAAUUUCAAUUGGGAUAAACAUAAUUUAUCCAGUAAUCAAGUAUAUUUUUCCAAUAAUUUGAACUCUGAUUAAUUAGGUGAGAGUUCGUACAAACUCGAGAAUCAUGAAUUGAUAUAUGUUGUAUAAGAUAAUAAAUUUGAGCGUCUUGGUAGAAAUUUUUUUAUAUAUGAUCCUAAUGGGACGUGAUAAACCUUUACGACAUGAUUAUGAUAAGAGAAUAAAAAUAUCCCAAGGGAGUGUGCUAACUAUUAAAUAUUAUUCGAUAUAGACAUACCACAUAUUCACUUAUGAAGCGAGAGCAUAAAAUGUAUACAAGAUCCAAAAAGUUCAAAACAUGUAGAUAAGUUAACUAAUAUAAAUAAUAAAAUGAAUUUCUCCGGCCAACUGGCCAAGUAGAAAACUAGUCUAAUAUUAUAGUAGUUGUUAUAUUAAUCUCCUAUCUGUAGCUCUAAAUUGCAGCAUUAGAGUAGUCAUGAUAUUAAUCUUGUAGUUAUUAUAAUCCCAGCAACAGUAUAAUUGUCUGUAACGUAAUGUUUUGCUAAUCUCCUAUCAAAGCUUAGGGGGCCGAUGAAAGAGUCAAGUACUCAAGUCUAGGAUCAAUGAAAUUGCAUGUGUGUGUGUCGGUCAAUUAAUCUCAAUUUUGAGAAAAAAAACCAGUGGGGUUCUUGGUGAUCAGUGUCCAGUGAAGUGGGUGUUUAGGUUGAAUCAACGGAAGAAAAUAAUACUGUUGGCGGGAUGCAAAGAGCCCGAAAUUGCUCAACAUGUCCCGUAACUUGGAGGGUACGUGUCCUGAGCGUGUCCCGCGGUUAAUAUCCCCAGUAUCAUAAUCGCAGCAUUCAAGAUGUGCCCGGGACGCACACGAGUUUGUACGCCACGGCACGGAAAUUAAAUAUAUGAGUCAGCCCAGCAGAGCAUAAAUUGUAUAUAAGCCAUAUCAUGUCUAAAUUUCAUGUGUACAAGCAUGGGUAUGGUACGGUAUGUAAAUCGACAGUGUCUGAUCUAAUAUUUUCGAAACAUUAUUGAGUAUAAGAACGGAUGUAGCACAAAAAGGAAAUUAAUUUGAUAAAAAAAUAAAUAUAAAAAGAACUAUAGGUUCAAAUAUAAAUACAAAAAUAAUUAUUUUUAUUGUUAGAAGUGAUCUUAAAGAUAUAUACGUAAUUACUACCAUAACAAAAAACAAACGAAGAAUUAAACAAAAUAACUUCACACUCAUUAUACUUCCAAUUUUCCCCCCUUUGUUAUUACAUUUCUCAAACAUUCUCGGUUAAUACUUUCAUUUUCCGUCCAAUUUUCUCAUUUUUUUCAUUCCCUUUUUUAUUUUCUUCUUUUUCGUUAAACACAAAUAUGAGCACACCACGAACAGGCACUGCAUGAUUCAAACCGUGCCCGACCCCCGGCCGAGCCUAGCAAAAGUAACAAUGGGCUUGCACGGUACGACACGAAAACUGACUGGUCUUGCCAAACACGGCACGAAAAAAAUGGGCUCGAAACGUGCCUGUGUCGUGCUGGUCUAAGCACGGCCCAACGCCAUGUACAGUCCUGUCCCUUCAAAACUUCCAAUUAGGCCACAUUUAUUUGCAUAGCGAUACGCGAAAUAAGGCUAGCCGGAGUUUCUCAGACAAGGUCCCGAGUUCGAUCCCAACGACAACGAUGAUUCUUGUAGUAUCAUUUGUCAAUUGUAAGAUAGCUUAGUGGUGUUGUCGUAGGGUAGGUCGUCCCGAGAUGUUUGAGGUACUAGGUUCGAUAUCUCGCGAAACCCGUGUUAUGUUCUCAGAGGUGUCCAGCCGCUGGGGGGCGAAGCUCUGUUAAUUCAUAAAAUUGCAGUAGGUGACCUCCGGGUUUGAACUCGCUCUACCAUCUAAAAAUUGUGGUGUGUGCAUGUGGACGUUACUGGGUAAUAAAAAAAUUGCAUAGCAAUAUGCGACAUUGCAGUUGGGUUUCGAGGAUGAUUUUCAGAGGCCGAUACGAGCUCCCAAACAAGCACAACUAUAGAAUGGAUCUUCCAAUUGUAAGAUAGCCUAGCGAUGUCGCCGUAUGGUAGGUCGGUUUGAGAUGUGUGAGGUACUGGGUUCGAUGUCUCGCGAAGCCUGUGUUGUGUUCCCAAAGGAAUCUAGCCGCUGAGAGCGAAGCCCUAUUGGCACAUAAAAUUGCAGCAUGUGACCUUCAAUUUGACCUCGCUCUGCCAUCACAAAAAUGUGGUGUGUGUGGUAAUAAAAAAAUAAAUUGCAUAGCGAUAUGCGGCUUUGCAAAUGGGUUUCGCGGACAAUUUUCAGAGGAUACGGGCUCCCAGACCAGCCCAGCUAGAGACUGGACCGAUUUCUUGGGCUCAUAUUCUAGGCCCGUCUAGUUAGCCCUCCAUCAAAUUUAACUUUCCCGCCUUUUCGUCUGAAAUAGACAGGAAAGAAUUUGUGACCGGGAGGGAAAAUAAUAAAAAUAAAUAAAUGAAAAAGGCGUGUAGUCUCACUCCCACCGUCGGGCAGCUAAUAUCCCAAUCGUCUCUCUGGAAUACAGAUCGCAAGGGGCUGAUUUCCGAAUAUUCGUGGGGAUGUCGACGUGGCGAAUCUUCUCAGACGCCGAAAAUGAUUUCCGGUGGGAGGUUUCCGGCGCGGUGGCGCAAUCGAACUUACCGGUCGAGUCGAAGGUUUAUCCGGUCUCACCCGUCAGCUCCAGUUCUCGCCUUCCCUCCAUGGCUGACCUCUUGCUUGAAGGCUGUCCGAAGCUUCUCGAGAACGCUAAAGACGGCGGUGGGAGUGCUCCGAUUUUUCGAACUGGAUCGGGGAAAUCCGUGUCACUGAAACAAUCUUCAAUCGCCAAAGCUUUGUCAGUUCUCAGCGAUGGGGACGGCUUAGGCACAGCUGGCUACGCAGGUGAAGCAUACAAUGGAGACGUUCCAAGCAAUUUCUCCAACUCACUUUUCCAAACUGCAUCUGGAAAAUCAGUUGGCUUCACUUCUGCUGGUCUUUCCAAAGCCAGGAGUUUGUUGGGAAUGACAGAAGACGGAGGCAAUGCUUCUAGUUUUGAAGGGUUCCAACGUCCACAAAGAUCAUCUUUCGCAAAAGUGCACACUGGUGGGCUGGGUUUUACUCAUUUGGGGAUGAGAGAUGGUGCUAGCAAGGAAAUGCCAGGUUCCAGUCCAGCCACACCUUAUAAAACUGGUUUAGCAGGAAGUAGACUUUCGAAAGAGUUUACCCCAGACUCAUUGCUGUCCAAAGUGUAUGAUCCAGCUGCUAAACCACCUCCAAUCAAGUUCCAGACAGCCGGGGGUAGAUCGUUAUCCGUUUCAACUGAUGCACUGCAACGUGCAAGAAGCCUUCUUGGGGACCCGGACUUGGGCAGUUUCUUCAAUGUGGGUGAUCCGGCCAUUGCUGUUUCUGAAGAGAGAAGAACCAGUGACUCUUCGUUCAGCAAGGUCAAAGAUGUGUAUGCUGGAUUUACUUAUCCUGGUGCUGCAAGGAGUAAAUAUACUCAAAAGAAUUUCGUACCCCCUCUUAAAGCAUCUUCCAACCAGUUUCAAGGGCUGCUUAACUCGGAAAACGUUUCAAUAGGGAGCAACUUGCUCAAGCAGUUUGAUGCUGUUGGGAACGACUGUAUAAAUGGCUAUGUGAACAAGGAGAAUAGUCUUAUGAGUUAUAAGACCGGUAUGGAUGAUCAUGCAAGACUCAACACCAUAGGAAAUGGGUCUGGUUUGAGAAGUAUUCAAGUAGCAAAGCCAUGUCGGGGGCCGUUGGCUGACAUCUCCAAUACCGUGCACACAAAUUGCGCAGACGGCAGACAAGUGGGCGGUGGAAAGAGGAGACUGAGGGGUGGAAUAUCUGUUUCCCCAUUCAAGAGGCCAAGAAACUCCAAAUUCAUCACCCCUUUGAACAAGAAUCAUUGCCCCAGUGGUUUAUCGGUGGUGUCAUCUCAGAUUCCUUGUAGCCGAAAAAGGGUCUCCACUAGGUAUCCUGCUCAGACUUCAAGGAUGCAUAUCAAAGAAUACUUCGGGGUGGCCCUUCCUCGCCACAGAGAGUUGGAACAGCAAGCAGCUUGUAUCACAUCCCACGCUGCAUCUACCUAUUCUUUCCCAGAUCAACUGGGCACGAAUUCCAUUGGAGUAGAAGCCUGUCGCCGCAUGCUUGUUCAGUCAGGAGCUUCUGAGCAAUGUGCUUCCGAAGAGUGGGUUACGAAUCACUACAAGUGGAUAGUUUGGAAACUGGGAUGCUACGACAGAUUUCGUCCGGUGAAGGCGGCUGCGAAAUUUUUGACGAUCACUAAUGUCCUCGAAGAACUGAAAUACAGAUAUGAAAGAGAAGUAAACCAUGGACAUCGAUCUGUACUCAAGAGGAUAUUGGAAGGCGAUGUACCUCCUUCUUCGAUGAUGGUCUUGUGUAUUUCGGCAGUUUGUGCUAAUUCUGAAGCAGAGGCAGAGGAUCGUCCACCGGAAUCAAAUAGCCCUCUAGGUGGUACUGCGGCAAAAGUACAGCUGACUGAUGGAUGGUAUGCAGUGGAUGCUCUAUUAGAUAUGCCGUUGUCAAAACUUCUUUCAAGUGGGAAUCUUUUUGUUGGACAGAAACUUAGGGUUUGGGGAGCAGGAUUAUCUGGAUGGGCUGGCCCUGUUUCUCCACUUGAGGCAUCAAACGCCGUCAGUUUGCUGUUGCAUACCAAUGGGACUUAUAGAGCUCAUUGGGCUGAUCGACUUGGAUUCUGUAAGAGAACCGGUGCUCCUUUGGCCUUCAGGUGUAUCAAGAGCAAUGGCGGCCCUGUUCCCCAUACGUUAGUUGGAGUUAGACGCAUCUACCCUGUUCUCUACAAGGAGAAGUUUGGUGGAGGUGGAUCUAUCGUGAGGUCAGAGAGAAUGGAGGCUAAGAUGUUGCAGGUGUAUAACGACAGGAGAUCAGUUGUGGUGGAGGGUGUAGUUUUGGACAUGCAAAGGGGAACCGAAAGCUCUCGACCGUACAACGACAGUGAUAGUGAAGAAGGCGCAAAGCUUUUGAAAAUACUGGAGACGUCAGCUGAACCAGAAGUUCUGAUGGCAGGGAUGAGCUCAGCGCAACUUGCUUCUUUCACUUCGUAUCAGGCAAAACUACAGGCAACCAAACAAUUAAACAUGGACAAAGCAAUCGAGAAAGCUUUCCGGGAUGCUGGGUUAGAGGAGAGAGACGUUACCCCCUUUAUGAGGGUCAGGGUGGUCGGGUUGACAACUGGUGGUCAAGGAAAUAUCAGAUCACAAGAAGGUUUGAUAACAAUAUGGAAUCCAACAGAGAAGCAGCAGCUUGAGCUGGUGGAAGGACAGGCGUAUGAUGUUGCAGGACUAGUGCCUGUGAACUGUGAUUCAAAUACCCUUUACUUACAAGCAAGAGGACCCGGAAACAAGUGGAAACCCCUGUCUCGUUCUCAGGCACAAUCUUUUGAGCCCUUCUUCACUCCUCGGAUGUCCAUCACGUUAUCAAACUUGGGUGAAGUUGCAUUUGGCAGUGAAUUCGAUAUGGCUGCAGUUGUUGUGCAUGUGGGGGAGGUUUAUAAAACUGGGGUGGCCUCGAAACAGUGGGUAUUUGUGACUGAUAACUCCAUCUCCACGUUGAAUCCAGAAGCUGCGAACUCCAUACUAGCUUUAAGCUUUGGCUCCCCUCGGGAAGACAAGGAUUCAGCUGCUCCUCCAGUCAACCACAAUCUAGCGGGGUCAACAGUUGGCUUCUGCAACAUUAUCAAGAGGAAGAAGGAUCAAAUAAAUGAGCUAUGGAUAGCUGAAGCAACGGAGAAUUCGACUUACUACCUUACCUUCGACUCCCGAAAUUGCUCCCAUCUCAAACAGACUGCCGCGUCCGUUCAAAGCUGGGCCAAAGUUUCCCGCUCGGUUAUCAGCAGGCUGAAGGAAAAGGUUCUAAACAUCGUUGAUGGUUCGUGAAGCAAGAAGUCAGAACAGGAGUUGCAAGUUCUACUGUACAUUAGAUCAGUUUCUCAUGCAAAAGCAAGCAUUCCGCUUUUAAGGGAAGCAUCCGAUCAAGCUCUCAUGGCGUUGGACAAAAAGGAAGCAAGAAUUCCACUAUUCCAGCUUGAUUUAACAGGGAAAAUCGUAUUAACGCUUAAUUAGAAACUAAUGUAGUUCAGCAUUCUCGACAUUCUGUAAAUAUUUAAUGCCUCUAAUCCCCCAUGUUGGUAGGGAAAUUUUGCUACGUUUACUAAUCAUGCUUAGUAAAACUCUAAACAGGUUCUCUGAUGAUAGUUCAAUUAUAGAAAUUUUCCAUUGGUGAAAAAAAAUCAUUAGAGAAGU